Messenger RNA from Hyphopichia burtonii NRRL Y-1933, 1030 nucleotides. RefSeq names its product fructose 1,6-bisphosphate 1-phosphatase (gene FBP1). The record is from RefSeq and is a predicted model, not a curated record. The transcript has a single exon. Bases 20 to 1015 code for a protein of 331 amino acids. NCBI's taxonomy places the organism in Eukaryota, Fungi, Ascomycota, Pichiomycetes, Serinales, Debaryomycetaceae. Gene Ontology annotation, molecular function: fructose 1,6-bisphosphate 1-phosphatase activity. Gene Ontology annotation, biological process: fructose 1,6-bisphosphate metabolic process; fructose 6-phosphate metabolic process; fructose metabolic process. Gene Ontology annotation, cellular component: cytoplasm; cytosol.
UCACUCAGUUUCCGAUCAAAUGAAUGUCGAUACCGACAUUGUUACUUUGACCCGUUUUAUUCUAGAAGAACAACAAAAGUAUGCACCGACUGCCACUGGGGAAUUAUCUCUUUUAUUGAAUUCUUUACAAUUUGCAUUUAAAUUUAUUGCCCAUAAUAUCAGAAGAGCCGAAUUGGUUAAUUUGAUUGGGAUCAGUGGUACUGCCAAUUCCACCGGGGAUGUUCAAAAAAAAUUGGAUGUUAUUGGAGACGAGAUUUUCAUCAAUGCCAUGAAAUCCUCUAAUAACGUCAAGGUUUUGGUUUCUGAAGAACAAGAAGACCUUAUUGUUUUUGAAGGAGGAGGACGUUAUGCCGUUUGUACCGAUCCAAUUGACGGUUCUUCCAAUAUUGAUGCCGGGGUUUCGGUGGGGACUAUUUUUGGUAUUUACCGUUUGGAUGAUUCGUCCACCGGAUCGAUUAGAGACGUGUUGCGUCGUGGUACUGAAAUGGUUGCUGCUGGUUAUACUAUGUAUGGUGCCUCGGCCCAUUUGAUGUUGACCACUGGAUUUGGAGUUAAUGGAUUUACUUUGGAUACCCAAUUGGGAGAAUUCAUUUUAACCCAACCAAACUUGAAAAUUCCAAACAAAAAGGCUAUUUACUCGGUUAACGAAGGUAACUCUUACUACUGGCCAGAUAAUUUCAAGAAGUAUAUCGAGGAUUUGAAAAAACCCCAAGAUGAAUUAAAGGGUAAACCAUAUUCUGCCCGUUAUAUCGGGUCCAUGGUUGCUGAUAUUCAUAGAACUUUAUUAUACGGGGGGAUUUUCUCGUAUCCUGGAGAUUCCAAGUCUAAAAACGGGAAAUUAAGAAUAUUAUAUGAAUGUUUCCCCAUGGCCAUGUUGAUGGAACAGGCUGGAGGUGCUGCUGUUAAUGAUAAAGGAGAGCGUAUUUUAGAGUUGUUACCAAAGGGAAUCCACGAUAAAUCUGGUAUUUGGUUAGGUUCAAAAGGUGAAGUAGAUAGAUUUUUAACUUAUUUAUAACCUGAUGAGUAGACG